This is a messenger RNA of Cladophialophora immunda, 1368 nucleotides long. RefSeq lists its product as uncharacterized. Gene Ontology annotation, biological process: base-excision repair. The coding region runs from base 1 to 1368 and encodes 455 amino acids. Gene Ontology annotation, molecular function: DNA binding; catalytic activity. Gene Ontology annotation, cellular component: nucleus. The transcript has a single exon. The record is from RefSeq and is a predicted model, not a curated record. NCBI's taxonomy places the organism in Eukaryota, Fungi, Ascomycota, Eurotiomycetes, Chaetothyriales, Herpotrichiellaceae.
AUGAUCCCAGCGGCGCUAUUCUCCUCUAGUCUGACGUUGCUGUCGCCACCUCCUUCUCCUUUCUCAGAAGCCGAGUUGCCAGUCAUUCCUACCGAUGAUCUGGGCAUGAUUGCUGACGAUGAAUGCUCGCGGGAAAAUGUUCAAGCUGGACCAGCGGCAAAGACAGUUCAAAAGCGAAGAGCCGCAGGUACGCGUCGCAAGGUGACCUAUGUCUCCAGGCAUUUCAUCAAGGAGGUGUCCAAGGACGAACGGCAGGACGACAAUUCGAAGGAGGAAGACAAGAUGCUCGACAAGACAUUAGAUGCAGACCUCGAGGGCGCUCCAGUCAUUGCCACACCGCCAGCAACGCCCGCCAGAAGCCGGGUCUACUAUGGACUCAACCUCGAUGACCUCUCCUCAGAUUCAAGUCUCACAGAUGUGCCAGAUGAUAUUGGGCCUGACCCAUUCUUGCCACAUGCUCAGUCCCCUUUGAGUGGUCCUAUGACUGGGGAAGUGAAGAUCGAGACCAAGAAGCCACGAAGAUCAACCACGUCGCCCUACUUCCCCCAGGUGCACAAGCAUCGACCUACAUUCCUAGCUACAUUGCCAUUCCCGCCUCUUUCCCACGAAAAGUUCGGCCUGAUGCAAGAGAGACUGGCGCAUGACCCAUUUCGUCUCCUGAUCGCGACCAUUUUCUUGAACAAGACGCCUGGAGAGCGCGCAAUGCCGGUCUUUUAUCAACUCAUGUCACGCUACCCUACGCCGAUAGAUCUUGCUAACGCUGAAGUUAGCGACAUUACAUCGAUCAUCUAUGGCCUAGGAUUUCAGAAUCAACGGGCGAGGAAAUGUGUUGCAAUGGCAAAGGUCUGGCUCGAGAGGCCGCCUUCGCGUGGGAAGCGAUAUAAAAAGCACAAUUAUCCGGCGAAGGGCGAUGGACGAGACGUCAAGCAAGACGAAGUCCUCGAUGACGAAGAUGGCCGUGUGGCGUGGGAGAUUUCUCACUUGCCUGGACUUGGACCCUACUCUCAUGAUAGUUGGCGUAUGUUUUGCCGGGAUCAGCUGAGAGGAGUCGCCAAGAGUUGGAAUGGCGAGGGAGCGGAGGAUACUGACACUUUUGAGCCAGAGUGGAAGAGGGUGGUUCCAUUGGAUAAGGAACUACGAGCGUACCUUACUUGGAUGUGGCUAAAGGAAGGCUGGGUUUGGAAUAAAGAGACGGGAAAGCGAACAGAGGCGAGUCCGGAGCUUCUGUCGAGGGCAAGAGGAGGCGGGAUCGUGGUGGAAGAGAAAGACUCUGCCCAUCUGGUCGUCAAAAGCAUCCAGGAGGAGAACGUCGAUACUCUGAAAGAGAACAAAAAAGUCGAACGGACUGCUGGAGAGUAUUUGCCCUAG